AUGAAAACCAAAGGCGAACUCUCGGAUACCGAGCUCCAGGAAUUCGAAGCUCGAUACGCAGCUCUCUUAGCAGAAUCCAAGUGCCUCGUCGACAAGCUAUACCAGCUACAUCCCACCCGCAAGGACCCGUACAACAGGCAUGAAGUGAUCACACCCGAGCCGACACCAGAGCUGCGGAAGCAGAUUGAGGAUGUCAUGCAGGAGGAGUGGCAGACUCGGUGGGAGUCAGGGACGCUGAAAACGUUCGUUGAACGGGAGUAUAGGCUGAGGAAUAGGACAGUCGGGAAGCUGAUCAAGGAUUGGUUGAGCUAG
Molecule: messenger RNA, 312 nt
Organism: Morchella sextelata
Lineage: Eukaryota; Fungi; Ascomycota; Pezizomycetes; Pezizales; Morchellaceae
Exons: 1
Coding region: 1-312 (103 amino acids)
Source: RefSeq, a predicted model, not a curated record